UUAGCGGGCGACAGGCAGGCGUGCUUCUUGCGUGGGCGAAAUAAAAGGCACUCGGAGACCGGGAGCUGUCCCUCACUCUUCGCAUGCCGCCCCCUGGCUUCGGACGUCCUCUCCUGUGUGGCAUUCCAAAAACUACUGUUUGCUUCUGUUAAGCCGAGGACGAAGUCGAGGACGCAAAGAAGACACACGCUUCGAGGUCGUCACGAUCAACAACCGACAAACGUUCACGUUCUUAAGCUACCUGUGGACGGUGGUUUGUGCUCCAGAAGGAACGUGUUUCUCAGCUGAAAAGUACCGGAAGCCGUGGCAGCAUGGACAAAGUAGUUGCUCUCUUCAUGGCGUUGGUAUGCUUGCUUUACAUGGCUGAAGCAGCGGCGGCAGAACCUUCUCCGUACAGUGUGACAGGUGACAACAGUGUGCCUGCUGAAAUCGACCCCUACGAAUUCUGCCGAGCACACUUCGGAAAUGACAUUUCACUCCCCCGUGAUACGCAGCACGACAAUGCGAUGACCAACGAAGAGCAGGCCCCAAGAGAUGACAUCGACGAUUACAACGACAACCUGGCACGUCUGUUGUUCUUCGCGAGAAAGCGUGGGAAUAGGAGAAGCUGCAUCCGGCGCGGCGGUAGCUGCGACCAUCGGCCCAGCGACUGCUGCUACAGCUCUUCGUGUCGGUGUAACUUGUGGGGCACCAACUGCCGCUGCCAGAGGAUGGGACUCUUCCAAAAGUGGGGCAGGAAAUAAGGACUGCACUCCUCAGCAAGCUCAUCGACAAAGCACACGUGGAAACCGGAAAGAGCAUUUUGGCUGCGGCGGUUCCGUUUACAUGAGAGCGGCUAAGACGUGCUGACACCUGAUUUGACUAAGCCUGCGGAUCCAGAUCGCUCACACAGAGAUACCGCUAAAACACGAAAGCACCUCACUCGACACGGCUCGCAGCGGAAGUCGUCACGUGAUGAGUUCUACUUAUUCCCGGUCUAGUCCACUGGGAUAUACUGUUUCGACGGCUUUAUAAUUAUCCUCAGUACCGUACUACUUCAAUUUCUUAAAUUAUUUCUCGUAACGUAUAUCAUGCACUAUGGCUAAAUGCACUGGAAAUCACAAGCGCGUCUGCCACAUUGUGUGCCAAUAUUAGCGACUUAGGCAAAGACAUCCGAGUUGGGAACGUCCAACAAGAUCUCCGUCACCGCCACUGCUGGUGAAAAGCAUAGCAACGACCGCUAAUCGUCACAAUCUUUCUAGAAAACUCCCUCGACCAUCUUGGUUCUCUUUUGAACCCCUGUGUAAGUUGCUGCUAGCUGUACCGAACGUACGGCCGUACUGCAACGCAGGUUGGUACGCUUACGAACUCUCACGUAAACGGGACUCAUGACAUGCAAGAAAAACGGCCCCUGCGCCAGUUGAGCCUUGACCACGUAAACUUGAUUUGAAAAUAACGAACCAGUCACGAAUUUCCUCAAAGAUGAGUGUUCCACUUUAGAUCCAAACUCAAAAUAAAACGUUAAAACACCACACAAAACAACUGAUUGCAUCUAAACGUCACAAAUGAGGAUUGCUCGUGCGAUGCAAAAAUUUGAAUAGAACUGUGUGUCUCGCUAAUAUUGUAAGUACUAUUGUGUUCAUUACAAGCUUGUCUAUCCGAAUUGACGAAUGCAUACCGUUUCUUGUUACUGCAAGGAGAACAUGCUUCAUGUGUGCAAGGGAUUUACCUGAAGAGAGUGUAUAUUUGUUAUUUUUAAAAUGAAGACAGGAAGGGCUUUAUGUAUUGGGAAAAUGUGUAAAUGAGAGUGUGUAGAUAUUGAAUAUGAAACUGUGCUUCUCUUCCUCCUCUUGUCUGCUUGUACAGUGUAACCCGGUAAAGGAGGACGAUUUUAAGCACUAUGCAGACCUCACCGCAUGUAUAAAUUUGAACGCGCCAGUGAACCAAUGGGAACCCCUAUUACCUUGAACAAAUUAUUGCUACUAUAUGUAAGUCCUGUGCAUCAUACCGUGACACUGGAAAAUUUCUUUGUGUGCAGCUUCCCUUUGCGGCGCAUGUACAAUGUGAUCAUUGUUCCGCAAGCUCAUUUGAUGACUGUACAAUGAUGAACUGCAAAAGUAUUAGUGAGUUUUAGUACAUUGUAUACGUUAUCGACUUUGCGUACGCAUACAUGACAUUCUCGGGUAAGCAUUAACAAGCUCCCGCCGCAACUUCCGGUGCCACGAAGACUUCCGGUCCUUCCGCGACUAAGGAAGCUCGGAACCAGCCGUCAUGCAGAAUUAUAUCUUUCACUUUCCUGAUCUGUUGAAAAUGGGAGGCGUACGCCUCUUCGUGGCAAUUUGAAUUGUCAGAAAGAGCCCCCCCCCCCCCCCCCCCGUCCUCAAAUCAGAAGCGAUGAUCAAUCGGCUCAGUGGUUGGCGUAGAGCGUGUUUGCUGUGAAACCGGAUGUCAUUUUGGCACCAAACCGGAAGCGGUGCAAAAAGGCAUGUAUGGAGGAUAGCGGUGAUUCUGCGCAUGUGCACAGUGCGAAGCUCUCUUUGUGACUUGGCGUGCGACGAACCACCUACCAAUGCUACCCCUUCCGUAGGCAAAGGCGAUAGCGUACGAUGCCCUAAAACUCGCGCUUAUCGCCAUCAUUACAAAUUUCGAUUGUGUCGUGAGAAAAAUUGUGGCAUCUACUUUACCUCAGAUACCUCAUGAUACUUGUUGGGAUAGAUGCACGAUACAAGAGCGUUGUUGCUUUCCUUGUUUUUUGACACCCGUCCCGAAUAUAGAAUUCAUCAUAUUCACCUGGGUCUUUUCCACGUCAUCUUGGUGCCGCGAAAGGAAUGCAGCAUUCUUAGCAUCCGACCACACUCGCAAUUCGGUAUGACGCUUAGUGAUAUGCUGAAUUCCUUACUCGAAUUUUUCGAUUGCAGUAUGUUACUUGUUUCCUUUUCUUCUACUUGCUGUUGUUGUACACGAACGUGGCGUACAUGCAUCCAGAUAGGAAACGGGGGGCAUCUUUGACUGACAAAAGCUAUUCAAAUGUAUCGUGUGGUAUUUUCUCUUUUGUUUUUCUUACGUUAUAUGUGCCACACAACAAAAGCGCCUGCAAAACUUGCAAGGAAACGAAAUAUUACGGACGUUUUUAAACUGUGAGUUUGAACUGUGCUGUACGCUGCCCUUUCUUCCGACGCGGUCGCAACCUGUAAUGAUCGCAAUAUUUACUCUGCACGCAGAAUCGUAAUCCUACAGAAUCAUGCCGCUCUCACAAAAACGAAACGGCGCACACUUUGUAGUUACUGAGCUGAAAAGACAGCUAUGGAACCGAAUUUCAGAAGCGCGCUCCCACAGUUUUAACAAGGCGCGCAAUUCUCCCUCAGCGCAAGGAGAUUGCAACAUUGAGUUCUGGAACAAUUACAGUACAACAUCAGAGUGAAAUAUACAAUUAUCGUCCCUAUAGCCUGCAUCCAGUUUCAACUAUUUAUUCAGUUCAAUUCGCUUUUUCAAUCCAAUUAUGAUGGAAUUCAAUCAAUCAAUCAAUCAAACUAGAUGUCUUCCGCUGGUAGAAAGAACAACAAAUAUUUGAGUUUUAAUUCCGCUGUGUUGACGUAGAAUCCCCCGUGGCUGUGUGACUCCUGUGCAGACGGCUUCUUUUCAACAGAAUGAGAUAACCUUGACUGCCUUUUCCAGUGGGAUCCAGGUAAAAAUAGCGUGCUACAAGUACACCUUAAAGGAACGUUCUAUAUGUCACGCCCUGGAAAGGGUAAACUAUGCCAAAAUCCGCGCGGUUCUGCCGUAAUAACACGAGAACGCUGGCGACGAACCCGAUAUCGUACACUCUCUGACGCAGAGAGCUAGUACAGAGUUUAAAAAAAAAUUUAGGGCCACAUAUUUAGGGCGCGUACACUCUCAAAAACAGAACUUCACCUCAUAGCGCGCUGCGCGCCAACCAUUGAAACGGAUGGUAUAGGGUUAUCGCUUCUGCUUCUAAGAGAGAGAAAGAGAGAGAGAGAGGGGGGGGGGGGGCGUACGCCUGCUUGUGGCAGUUAUAAUAUAUGCAAAUUACCACAAAAAGGCGUACGUCCCUCUCUCUCUUCCUGUCAGAAGCGAUCACUCUACGCUCUAAAAGCAGAACUUUACCACAUAGCACGCUGCGUGCCAACCAUUGCCGUGAAUCAUAGGGAUUCUAAAGGGGGGGGGGGGGCGUAAGCCCUUUUGUGGCAAUUUGGAUAUGCGACAAUUGCAACAAAAGGGCGUACGCCCCCCUCUCUCUUCGAAUCAAAAGCGAUAACUGCAUCAUCCGUGGCAACGGUUGGCGCAAAGCGUGCUAUGCAGUGAAGUUCUGUUUUUAGAGCGUGUCAUGCGGAAGAGCGUAGAUAUGUCCGACCCUCAGGCCUUCGCACAUUAGCAAGCGCCCACUCUGCGAAGCAUUGUUCAGUACCCAAGCAGCAAAAGAUAUUGGCCCGAUAUUGGACCAAUAUUGGCAAUACUGGCCCAAUAUUGGACCAACAUUGGACCAACAUUGGGCCAGUAUUGCCAAUAUUGGUGCAAUAUUGGGCCAAUAUGUUGUGGUGCUUGGGUAAUGUGUUGGGAACUUCAAGAUCUUUCCAAAUGAAAAUGAACCUGUGACACGCGUUGAUUUGCCGAACACAACUGGUGCCAGACGUGACGAUGGACCGUUGCAGCACAGAGCUUCAACUUUAGCCCUGUCGCUUUGGUUGGACUUCACGGUAACAGCUUUUUCUCCUGCAUCAGGAGCCCGCCUAUAACUUAUUCACUCGCGCUGUGCACGCUGAUUCCUCUUUUACUGUACGUGUUCAUUACCAUUUGAUUGAUCAGUACGUUACCAAGGGUAUCGUAUCGGUGGAAGUACCCACCCGUAAACUCCUGUAUCCUCUCCAUUUGCAUCCUGCCCUUGUUGGAUACCCCACCCUAUAUAAAUAUAUAUAUAUAUAUUAUGUGUAAGGGCUCUGAAAACGGAAAUAAACAAAUACAUAUUGCAUGAAACAUUCUCCCUUCCAAAUUCAA
This is a messenger RNA of Ornithodoros turicata, 4992 nucleotides long. RefSeq lists its product as uncharacterized. The coding region runs from base 312 to 743 and encodes 143 amino acids. NCBI's taxonomy places the organism in Eukaryota, Metazoa, Arthropoda, Arachnida, Ixodida, Argasidae. The record is from RefSeq and is a predicted model, not a curated record. The transcript is spliced from 5 exons. Gene Ontology annotation, cellular component: extracellular region. Gene Ontology annotation, molecular function: ion channel inhibitor activity.